Colletotrichum higginsianum IMI 349063 is the source of this 1440-nucleotide messenger RNA. RefSeq lists its product as uncharacterized. The transcript has a single exon. The record is from RefSeq and is a predicted model, not a curated record. NCBI's taxonomy places the organism in Eukaryota, Fungi, Ascomycota, Sordariomycetes, Glomerellales, Glomerellaceae. The coding region runs from base 1 to 1440 and encodes 479 amino acids.
AUGCACAUGGAGGAUUCGCCCGCCCUGGGUCCGCUGACCUCCCACCCGAUCAUGGGCUCAACAGCAAAUACCACAAGCACCUCCAAUGGCCAGCGGCCUACAGCGAAACGCGCAAACUCGGCACAGCGCGCCAACUCUCGCUUCGUCGAGGGUUCCAUGAACGACCGCGCCUCAGCUGCGCCACCCAUCGAUUUUCUCGGUCCAGAGGACUCCUCCGAGAUUGCGCGCCGUUUCCACAUGGACUUUUACGUUGAGGCACCCAACGCCGGGGUCUUCUCACCGCAGAAGCCUCAUUACCAACCACAGCAGCAGCAGUACCACCAGCCGCUGCAUCAGCAAUCUCAGCCACUCCUGCAACAACCGACAGUCACCUACGGCGAAGUUAAGAGACCCGCCAGCUCGGCCAGCAGCCAUGUGGGCAAGAAGGGCUUCUGGGGCGGCCUGCGCGAGAAGCUGAGCUUCGUCAGGGACAAGGGGGCUAAGCGCCCUCUCAGCCUGGACGGCAAGCUUCUCGCCCAAGGAGGUGGGGCUGGAGGUUUCGGCAGUGGCAGCAACGGUGGCAUUGGCGCGCCGGCCGCCGCGACUCUGGCGACUAGCGGCGCCGGCAUGCCCAGCAGAGAGGAGAUCAUGGCCAGCUACCAGCAGCUGAUGAAAGACGGCUUCUUCGAUGCGCAUGCCAUCCGCUCCACUCGCCAGCCACCCCCGCCGUCGAUCAACCCGCCUAAGACUAUGUACUCGACCAGGCCUCCCGUGGACAAGAAGUCCUUCGCCGAGCGCGUCUCGGGUCAAUGGCCUCUUCCGCCGACGGAAGAGGUCCAACCGCUGCCGGACUCCCGCGACGGGAAUAGGAAGCGCGGCUUCGACGACGAAGAGGACUUGUCGGCCGCCAAGAAGUUGCGCAAAACGGCAUCACGCAUGUCCGCCGACCUCUCGAUCCCCGGCCUGCGUAAACCACGGUCCCAUGCGCAUUCUGUCUCAGAGUCCAUGCCUCCCCCGCCACCUCCUCCCAGCUAUAUGCCCCCGCCUCCGCCCCCUCGAGCCGUCGGUGGUGGCAUUGUCUUUAUCCGCCGGUCGUUUAGUAACUCGAACCGGGCGACCAACAAACUGGCCAAGCACGCGCCCUCGUCUUCUCUUGGCCCUGUUCCCAUGGACACCGACCUCGCGCCUCCGAACCCGAUGUACGCGGCUAGCACCCACAGCAGCAUCGCCUCCAACGACUCCCGGCGGUCCUUUGCUGAGGCUGCUCGUGCGUGGACUUCGCGUGCCGCGCGCAAGGCGGCCGAGCCGCUAGGUCUGAGACCCAACUCGAACCACGGCGCGGUAAUGCAGUGCGGACCCGAGCAGUUUAAGAACCGCGGUUUCGGCUGCGAAGGGGAGAACCACGUCGCCGUGCAAGAGCGCGAGUUGCCUGGCCGGUGGAGGGGUAUGCGGUUCACUUAA